CUGCCCGGGGAGUCACACUCGGCCGCCGCCGCCGCCGGCGCAGCGAGCGGAGACGGGCCGGGCCGCGGCGACCUGACCUGGACGAGCGGCGCCGGGGCCCAGGCGGGGGGCGGGAGGAAGCGCCGGCAGCGCCUGCAGCCGGCCCGGCGGAGCCGAGCGGAGUGGGGACACGGGCGGGGCCGCCGCAGCUCCGGAUGGGACCAGCGCCCUGGGCCCGUUAGUCCGAGCUGGAGCUCCGGAGCAGCCUUCCCUGGGAGAGUUGCCCCUGCCUUUCUCCGCCCUCCGGCCGGGCCUUGCUUCGCUGCCCGCCUGCCCAUGUCCCCGUCCUUCCGCGGGGCGGGCGCCCUCCCACCUUACCCCGUGGUCCACCUUCGCGCCGCUCUCUGCCCUCCUAACCCCUCCAGCUGCGACGGCCCCCCGGGCCUUUCCUUUGGACCGGCCUCCCCCCCGGCCCCCACCCCAUCGCAGCCUCGGAUGCCCUUUUCCUUCUUAACUUUGGAUCCAGAAGCCGACUUCACCCCACGGCCCCCAUCCCAGUGGCAGCCCCUCGGCCCCUCCCUCCUCCCGCCACCCCGCUCCUAGUCCUCAGCCCUCACCCACCCCGGGGCCCUCCAUCCCCCCUCUCCCCCCACCACUGUGCUCCCUGCCUGCCUGGCUCGCCCUCUCCUCUCCCCUGGCCUGGCCGUCGUCCCCGGUUCCAGGCUGGGUGGUGCUCGGGCCUGCAGGGUAGGCCAGGGUGGCCCCCGGUUCUGGGGCCGGCGGGGCUGCUGCUUCCUCCCCAUGGCACUGCCAUCACUCCUGCUAGUGGUGGCAGCCCUGGCAGGUGGGGUGCGUCCUCCCUUGGCUCGGAACCUGACGCUGGCGGUGGUGCUGCCAGAACACAACCUGAGCUAUGCCUGGGCCUGGCCCCGGGUGGGUCCGGCGGUGGCACUAGCCGUGGAAGCGCUAGGCCGGGCACUGCCCGUGGACUUGCGGUUUGUCAGCUCCGAACUAGAUGGCGCCUGCUCCGAGUACCUGGCACCCCUGCGCGCUGUGGACCUCAAGCUGUACCAUGACCCCGACCUCCUGCUGGGCCCCGGGUGCGUGUACCCCGCCGCCUCUGUGGCCCGCUUUGCCUCCCACUGGCGCCUUCCCUUGCUGACGGCGGGGGCAGUGGCCUCUGGUUUUGCGGCCAAGAGUGAGCAUUACCGGACCCUGGUGCGCACCGGCCCCUCCGCGCCCAAGCUGGGUGAGUUCGUGGUGACGCUACACGGGCACUUCAACUGGACGACCCGCGCGGCCCUGCUGUAUCUGGACGCUCGCACGGACGACCGGCCUCACUACUUCACCGUGGAGGGCGUCUUCGAGGCCCUGCAGGGCAACAACCUCAGCGUGCAGCACCACGUGUACGCCCGUGAGCCUGGGGGUCCCGAGCAGGCCACCCACUUCAUCCGGUCCAACGGGCGCAUUGUGUACAUCUGCGGCCCUCUGGAGAUGCUGCAUGAGAUCCUGCUUCAGGCCCAGAGGGAGAACCUGACCAAUGGGGAUUAUGUCUUCUUUUACCUGGAUGUCUUUGGGGAGAGUCUCCGUGCAGGCCGGCCUUGGCAGGACAAUCGCACGUGGGAACAGGCCCAGGCCCUCAGAGAGGCCUUUCAGAUGGUAUUGGUCAUCACAUACCGAGAACCCCCAAAUCCUGAGUAUCAGGAAUUCCAGAAUCGCCUUCUGAUAAGAGCCCGGGAAGACUUUGGUGUGGAGCUGGCCCCCUCCCUGAUGAACCUCAUCGCCGGCUGCUUCUACGAUGGGAUCCUGCUAUAUGCCGAAGUCCUGAAGGAGACAAUACAGGAAGGAGGCACCCGGGAAGAUGGACUUCGAAUUGUGGAAAAAAUGCAGGGACGAAGAUACCACGGUGUAACUGGACUGGUUGUUAUGGACAAGAACAAUGACCGGGAGACCGAUUUUGUCCUGUGGGCCAUGGGAGACCUGGAUUCUGGGGACUUUCAGCCUGCAGCCCACUACUCAGGAGCUGAGAAGCAGAUUUGGUGGACGGGACGGCCUAUCCCCUGGGUGAAAGGGGCGCCGCCCUUGGACAAUCCCCCCUGUGCCUUUGACUUGGACGACCCAUCCUGUGAUAAAAGUGGCUCCAUUUUCAACUCUGGCAAUUGUGGCGCUGGGCACAGGGAUCACCUUCAUCAUAUUUGGUGUUUCCAGCUUUCUCAUCUUCCGGAUCGGGCUUGCCAGUCAACUGAGGUGUGCAGUCCUUACAGAAAACUGAUGCUGGAGAAGGAGCUUGCUAGCAUGUUGUGGCGCAUUCGCUGGGAAGAGCUGCAGUUUGGCAAUUCAGAGCGAUAUCACAAAGGUGCAGGCAGUCGCCUCACACUGUCACUGCGGGGAUCCAGUUACGGCUCGCUUAUGACAGCCCAUGGGAAAUACCAGAUCUUUGCCAACACCGGUCACUUCAAGGGAAAUGUUGUUGCCAUCAAACAUGUGAAUAAGAAGCGCAUUGAGCUGACCCGGCAGGUUCUGUUUGAACUCAAACAUAUGAGAGAUGUUCAGUUCAACCAUCUCACUCGCUUCAUUGGUGCUUGCAUAGACCCUCCCAACAUUUGCAUCGUCACUGAGUAUUGUACUCGUGGGAGUUUACAGGAUAUUCUGGAAAAUGACAGCAUCAACUUGGACUGGAUGUUUCGUUAUUCACUCAUUAAUGACCUUGUUAAGGGCAUGGCCUUUCUCCAUAACAGCAUUAUUGCAUUCCAUGGGAGUCUCAAGUCCUCCAACUGUGUGGUGGAUAGUCGUUUUGUGCUCAAAAUCACAGACUAUGGCCUGGCCAGCUUCCGAUCAACUGCUGAACCUGAUGACAGCCAUGCCCUCUAUGCCAAGAAGCUGUGGACUGCCCCAGAGCUACUCAGUGGAAACCCCUUGCCAACCACAGGCAUGCAGAAGGCUGAUGUCUAUAGCUUUGGGAUCAUAUUACAGGAGAUAGCACUUCGCAGUGGUCCUUUCUACUUGGAGAGCCUGGACCUUAGCCCCAAAGAGAUUGUUCAGAAGGUCAGAAAUGGUCAGCGGCCAUAUUUUAGGCCUAGCAUUGACCGGACCCAACUGAAUGAGGAACUAGUUUUGCUGAUGGAGCGAUGUUGGGCCCAGGACCCAGCUGAGAGGCCAGACUUUGGACAGAUUAAGUGCUUCAUUCGCCGCUUUAACAAGGAGGGUGGCACCAGCAUACUGGACAAUCUGCUGUUGCGCAUGGAGCAGUAUGCCAACAACUUGGAGAAGCUGGUGGAGGAACGCACGCAGGCCUAUCUGGAGGAGAAACGCAAGGCUGAGGCUCUGCUCUACCAAAUUCUACCCCAUUCAGUGGCAGAGCAGUUAAAACGGGGAGAGACUGUACAGGCCGAGGCCUUUGACAGUGUUACCAUCUACUUCAGUGACAUCGUUGGCUUCACAGCUUUGUCAGCAGAGAGCACCCCCAUGCAGGUGGUGACACUUCUUAACGACCUGUAUACCUGCUUUGAUGCCAUAAUUGACAACUUCGAUGUCUACAAGGUGGAGACGAUUGGAGAUGCCUACAUGGUGGUAUCUGGUCUCCCGGGCCGAAAUGGUCAACGCCAUGCCCCGGAAAUUGCUCGUAUGGCCCUAGCAUUACUGGAUGCAGUUUCUUCCUUCCGCAUUCGCCACCGACCCCAUGACCAGCUGAGGCUACGGAUAGGGGUCCACACCGGUAAGGUUAACGCUCACUCCAGCCCUAGUAUCCACCUUUCCCAGGCUCUCUCAACCUGUCUUCUCAUAGGGCCCGUCUGUGCUGGGGUCGUUGGCCUGAAGAUGCCCCGCUAUUGUCUUUUUGGAGACACGGUGAACACUGCUUCCCGAAUGGAGUCUAAUGGUCAAGCCCUGAAGAUCCAUGUCUCCUCUACUACGAAGGAUGCACUGGAUGAGCUAGGAUGCUUCCAGCUAGAGCUUCGGGGGGAUGUGGAGAUGAAGGGAAAAGGAAAGAUGCGAACUUACUGGCUCCUAGGAGAGCGGAAAGGACCCGCUGGACUUCUGUAAACCCCAAUUCUUUUCAAGUCAGUCUCCUGCUACUGGUACCUGGGUAGGCAGUGGCUAUCAUCUCUCCAUACACCAGACAUGGACACUGUCAUAUGGGAUGGAAACCAGCGUGCACAAAAAUCCUGUCUUAUAUGGAAGUUCUUGACCUUUGAAGCUCAGCCUUGUACAUAUACCUGCUCCUCUUUGGCCUGGUCCCCUUCUUCCCUACCUUCUGUAUAUAUCUGUAUCUAAACCAGAAUAUUUUGGUCAAAUAUAAAACAAACAAAAAAUAA
Messenger RNA from Myotis myotis, 4292 nucleotides. RefSeq names its product natriuretic peptide receptor 2 (gene NPR2). Gene Ontology annotation, biological process: cGMP biosynthetic process; receptor guanylyl cyclase signaling pathway; protein phosphorylation. Gene Ontology annotation, molecular function: ATP binding; protein kinase activity; natriuretic peptide receptor activity. The record is from RefSeq and is a predicted model, not a curated record. Gene Ontology annotation, cellular component: membrane. The coding region runs from base 781 to 4020 and encodes 1079 amino acids. The transcript has 21 exons. Lineage: Eukaryota; Metazoa; Chordata; Mammalia; Chiroptera; Vespertilionidae.